This is a messenger RNA of Knipowitschia caucasica, 900 nucleotides long. The record is from the annotation of a GenBank genome assembly. NCBI's taxonomy places the organism in Eukaryota, Metazoa, Chordata, Actinopteri, Gobiiformes, Gobiidae.
AUGCGGCAGCGCGGCCACAGCCCCCCCUCCCAGCAGCUCUUCAGCUUGCCGCCCCCGCCCUCUUCUCAGCACCGACACAGCCUCCACGAGCUGCCGCGCGUGAGCGGACACCCGCAGCCUGUGCAGAGACCCCAGAGACCCCCCCAGCAGCAGCAGCAGCAGCAGCAGCAGCAGCCGCAGCAGCCGCAGCAGCAGCAGCAGGACCCCUGGGCCCCACACCCCCCGCCUCUGCCGCGUCCCCUCCCGCCGCCGCCGCAGAGUUCCGCGGCGCGAGGGGCUCGUGCGCGGACCCCGCAGCAGCGGCAGGCGGCGGACCCCUCCCCUGUUUUCAAUGAGCGCGCGCAGAGCUACGAGCCGCAACAGAGUCCGCAACUUCGCGCGCAACAGCAGGUCCUGGUGGGGAGCAGCCUACCCGUCAGCCACUGCGCCAGCGGCUCCGGAGAGCAAUGUAGGAGCCCGCAGGUGGGCCCCCCGCGAGCCCCGCACCACUGUGAGCGGCAGCGGACUCCUCCGCACCGCGUAGACACAGGCUCCAGAGGCUCCAGAGGCUCCAGAGGCUCCAGCCACCAGCACCUCCGUCAGGUAGGCGACACUGUGCGUGUGUGCGUGUACGUGUGCGCGCAGGUGAAUGACAGAUGCAGAAAAGAAGAAGCGGCAGCCUGUUGGUGUGACGCGCGCACCGCUCACGCGCGCACACACCUCAUGCGAUCCGCGGAGGAUCCGCUUCCAGAGCCUUCCACAGGUAUAGGACACAUGUCUGUGCUGCGGCGGAGCGGCUCCGGGGGCUCCGGGCCGCUGUCCUCGUGCGGACGGGACUUAAACCCCGUGACUCCGCAUGUUUCCAGGCUCCGGGCUCAGAAAGAGUUUACUCUGAGCCUCAUGACUCAUUCAACAGACUGA